AUGUGGCACAAGGGAAACAAAACAACCCAAACUCCUGCUUUCUUUGUCAACGAAUCUGUCAACAGUGAAAUUUUGAGGACGGCAUUGCGCGAACUUGCAAACGAGCCUCUUCAAGUAGAAGGGGCAAGCUCCCCAGCAAGAAAGCCUUUGCCAAUGGCUACUUGCAAGAGAACACUUAAACUUUCAUUGUUGGACACGUCCCUUUGGCCCGACGGUGCAGCCAAGUCGGCAAAGGCCAUUGGCGAGAAGCUGAACGGUGCUUCUCGGCUUAUUCAACUGAGCAACAACGUUGGCAAGCCUGUGCUACUGCUCCCGACUUGCUUUGGAGUGUAUGCCUUGGGCAGGGUUACAGUAACUGGUGUAUUCAAGGAGCGUAUUCUUUUUGAGCACGUACAAGACUGGUUGUCAAUCAGCAUAUUAAAGUGCUCCAUCACAUCGAUAGAUGCAUUAGAAGAAGCUGCAGAGGUACCCGACCGCGUGCAAUCGAGGCUGCAGACUUUUAAUGCUGCUUCUGCUUAA
Molecule: messenger RNA, 519 nt
Organism: Zychaea mexicana
Lineage: Eukaryota; Fungi; Mucoromycota; Mucoromycetes; Mucorales; Lichtheimiaceae
Exons: 5
Coding region: 1-519 (172 amino acids)
Source: RefSeq, a predicted model, not a curated record